This is a messenger RNA of Filobasidium floriforme, 1260 nucleotides long. RefSeq lists its product as uncharacterized. Gene Ontology annotation, molecular function: thiamine diphosphokinase activity; ATP binding. Bases 1 to 1260 code for a protein of 419 amino acids. The record is from RefSeq and is a predicted model, not a curated record. Gene Ontology annotation, biological process: thiamine diphosphate biosynthetic process. Lineage: Eukaryota; Fungi; Basidiomycota; Tremellomycetes; Filobasidiales; Filobasidiaceae. The transcript is spliced from 6 exons.
AUGACCCUGACUUACCAGAUCGGCGAGGAAGACGGGCUCUACAAGGCUCUUCUUGCGGCUGGGGUACAGGGUCGAACAGAACCGGCGGCGGGACAAUCGAACGACGCAGAUGAUUCGGCUUCUGCUGCUAGCCGAGCGGCUUGGGACGAGGACGCCGACUUGCCGAUCUGCACGGCUUGUGGGACGCAAUAUCCCGCUGCUCGUGAGGAUUGUCCUAUCUGCGAAGACGACAGGCAGUUCGUUCCAGCGAACGGUCAAGCUUGGUCUUGCCUGAGAAAGCUGGCUGACUCUGCCCACAAGAACGAAUUGGUCAAGGACAGCCAGGACAACCGGAUCUCGUACAUCAAGACGACACCCGCCUUCGGAAUUGGGCAGACUCCCUUCUUGAUCGAGACGGCCGAAGGGUCGUACAUCUGGGACUGCUGUGCUUUCCUCUCCCACAAUCUCGUCUCGGAACUGAAAGGCUUGAAGAAUCCGCUCAAAGCGAUCGUCAUCUCGCACCCUCACUUCUACACCACUUCCUUGACAUGGGCUAGGGUUCUGUCCGUACCUCUCGUAGUCUGCGGUAAAGACGAGGAGUGGUAUCAACGCCUUUCGGAUGUCAAAGAAGGCGAGAUCGUUUGGUACGACGAGGAUCACGAGUUGACAUCCAACCUUAAAGCGCUUCGAUGCGGAGGACAUUUUGAGGGGUCUGCAGUGCUUUACUGGGAUCGAUCUAGAGAGCCCUCACCAGAUCACGCUUCGUCAGCUAAAUGCCGUCAAGACGGCAUCAUUUUCUGUGCAGAUACAGCCAUGGUCCAGCCUACGCAAAAAGGUUUUACCUUCCAGUACUCUGUUCCGAACAUGAUUCCUCUCAAUCCAUACGACGUCGCCUACCUCUACAAGAAGCUCAAAGACGUCCCUUUCGGUCAAGCUACCUCGACCUGGCCUGGCCGCUUCAUCCGCGAGGACGCUGGCUCUAUUCUCGCUCAGAGCGUACGGAAACACCUCGAGACGAUGGGUUGCGAUUGGCUCUGGGUUUCACUGUCAAAUGAGACUCAGAACGAGAGCGCCGGCUCGACCAGCUGGAACAGUGCGGAUAUCCUCUCUUCACGAGCUUCGGAUGGACGCUCCAAGCAGAGUCUGAUCAUCCUGAACCAACCGAUUACGCGCCGCGAUAUCUUCGAAAAGCUCUGGGAUAAUUGCGAUUACCGGAUCUGCGCAGAUGGAGGAGCAAACAGGUUGUACGAUUUACUCAGCGAGGGCGAUCGAGAGCGGUGA